AUGAAUCAUACCAACAACCACAGAAGACACCAAAGACGCAUAGCUCAAUACAACCAAUUCAAGGUUAGGAGAGCGUCCUCGACCCAUAUCCAGUUGUUCGACGGAGUACACAAGUGGUGGGAGGCCUUAAGUCACGUGGAUCCAGCACGUGAGCGGGUGCGAGAUCGGACAGUCGCUCGCCUCUCCCCCGCUUGUUACUCAUCCAUUGCUGAGGGGUCCAUCGAGUCGCACGAAGAGUCAACUGGCUGGGUACUUGGGUUUUCUGAUCGAAAUUAUCUUCUUCAGAAAGCACUUAUUUUUUCUUGCAUUUCUUCCUGGCGCUGGAUCCCUCGUUUUGGUCAAAAAGACCGUCGUGUGACAGCCGGUCUGGGGAAAAUAAUCGUCAACGUUCCCAGCCUGGCGUCAAUCGGAGGAUCAUCGAGCGGAAUCGGAGGCGGGGGUGCGCAAGGGGACAUUCUGGAGCCAACAAGUGCACGGAAUACUAAUAAUGCUUCUGCUGCUGCCGGCCCCGUAAUGGGAGGUACCGGCCAGUCGUCUACUUCUCCUGCUGUUGGUCCCGAUGGUUUGGGACAAGUCAAAAAGCGCACUGUCGCCAUGGCGGGGCUGGAAAGCUCCCCUGGCAGUGUCGAUGAUGUCGAGGACAAUGAUCAGCGGGAGGAGAAGAAGAGGCAGCCUGUGAAGCGAGCGUGCAACGAAUGUCGACAACAAAAGCUCCGAUGUGAUGUGAUUCAAGACCCAUGGACAGAUUGUUCACGAUGCCGUCGCUUGAAGCUCGAGUGCAAGAUCGAGUCCAACUUCAAACGCGUUGGAAAGAGGAGUCGGAAUGCUGAGAUGGAACGGGAGAUUAUCGAGUUACGAAAGCAGAUUGCCAGCGUGCAAGCCAACCCUGCUGCCAUGACCCCUCAGCAACAUGCGCCUUCUCUUCACUCCGCACAUGUCACUCCAAAACAAGAGUCGAGCCAUGUCAGCCCUGCGGGUGUAUAUCACACACCGUCCGCCAUCUCAUCCGAUCAGUACAUGGGCUCUCACGAGGCUGUUGCAUCUCUACUUGACUUGCGCUCCGGCUUUGAAGGCUCAAACUACAUGAGAAAUGGGAAUCUGUUCAAGCGGAUUGAAGACGUGGUGGUUGCGCCGGAGAAAGUGACCGAGCUAUUUGACCUGUUUUUCAUGUUUUAUCAUCCCUUUCUUCCAUUCCUUGACCGACAACGUGCGCCAGAUGAUUACUACAGCGUAUCACCAUUACUGUUCUGGACUAUCAUCAGCGUUGGAGCUCGGCGCUAUCAGACAGAUACCCAUCUGCUCAACUCGCUGGCUGGCCCUGUCACACGACUGGUAUGGAGUACGUUGGCGGAUAUUCCCCAGAGUUACCAUGUUGUAAAGGCGCUCUGUCUGCUCUGUUCAUGGCCAUUCCCUACCAGCAGUACCUCGACGGAUCCUACAUUCAUGUUAUGCGGUAUGAUGAUGCAAGUUGCCAUGCAGCUGGGCUUGCACCGACCGUCUCAUACCCAGGACUUUAGCAAGUUCCGAGUAGAACUUAUCGAGGAGGAGCUCAGAGACAAGGUGAGGACGUGGGCCAUCUGUAAUGUUGUCGCACAGCGGUAUGUUCGUAUCCUUCUACUUUCAUGGACCUCGGCGCUCACGGACUCUAGUGUUGCAACGGGAUAUGGCCAGCCACCAUCUACUCUGUACGACUGGACGCUAUCAGCGAGCGGGUCGGUGGAUCCGAAUUUCAAGUUGCCCGAGGAUAUUAGACGCAGACUCGAUGUUGAAAUCUUCUGCGACAAGGUCACGAAGACGCUCUACACUAAUCGGCGGGACCCUGUUGGCCUGUGCAGUGACCAAGAGAGAUCUACGCUGAUUUCUUUUCUGUCGCGGGAUUUUGAUGACCUCGAGGACCAAGUCAAGUCAAGGACUGACGCUAUAACCGACCUCUUUCUGCGUGCUGCCAAUCUCCAUCUGCACCUGUCGGCAUUCUUUGACGAUCCUCGAGCCAAAGACUAUCGAGAACGUCUUCUGUCUCUCUACGUUGCAACCACGUCAUUCCUCGAGGCAGCUAUGUCUCUGGAGACGGAUGUUGGCCCAGUCCUAUCCUAUACUCCCUACUACGUGUAUCAGAUGAUGGUUGCUGGAGCCUGCACACUCCUCAAGCUCUGCAAGAGUUUCUUUUCGGCGCAUAUAGAUAUGGACUACACCAAGACCCUUUUCAACCGAACCAUCUGGGCGAUUCGGGGUGUAUCGGUGUCCAGCAACGACCUCCCCGAACGGUUGGCGGAAGUCUUGGCCCAAAUGUGGCGAAUGGGCAGUACCCCGCAACAGAAAGCAUCCGCUACUAGCGCCGAGGUGGAUGAUACCUUGAUGCUCAAGGUCCGUUGCCGCAUGAGCAUGUCGCUCUUGUUUGACUCUGUCUGGCGAUGGCGAGAAGACGCACAGACCAAAGGCCGCAAUAUCGAAGCUUACCUCAAGAACCCGACAAAUCCCGACUCGAACUCGGAAUCUUCAGCGUCGUCAACCGCAGGGCCCGCAGGGCGCACCUCGUCCUCCACACCCGGCCUCCCGGCUGACCCAAGUCUCGCGUCCGCUACCAUGAUCCCACAGGGCAGUCUGGGAGUCGCCCCCGCCAGCGGAGUGACCAAUCUCCCCAGUGGAUUCCUCGAGCCCAACUACGAGGUCUUUGAUCCUUUGAACUGGCUCCUGGACGGCCUCGUCGAUCUCCCGUACUCCUACUCCGCAAUGUCAGGGAUGGAGCCACAAACUAUCGCCUGA
This is a messenger RNA of Aspergillus fumigatus Af293, 2763 nucleotides long. RefSeq names its product putative C6 transcription factor (Leu3). The transcript is spliced from 7 exons. Gene Ontology annotation, cellular component: nucleus. Gene Ontology annotation, molecular function: zinc ion binding; transcription cis-regulatory region binding; DNA-binding transcription factor activity, RNA polymerase II-specific. The coding region runs from base 1 to 2763 and encodes 920 amino acids. NCBI's taxonomy places the organism in Eukaryota, Fungi, Ascomycota, Eurotiomycetes, Eurotiales, Aspergillaceae. Gene Ontology annotation, biological process: regulation of DNA-templated transcription; DNA-templated transcription. The record is from RefSeq and is a predicted model, not a curated record.